Messenger RNA from Aspergillus wentii DTO 134E9, 1626 nucleotides. RefSeq lists its product as uncharacterized. NCBI's taxonomy places the organism in Eukaryota, Fungi, Ascomycota, Eurotiomycetes, Eurotiales, Aspergillaceae. The transcript has 3 exons. The record is from RefSeq and is a predicted model, not a curated record. The coding region runs from base 1 to 1626 and encodes 541 amino acids.
AUGAAACUCAAUCUUGGAACCCUUGAGGAGCUGCAAGAACGUGCUCGACGUUGUAGCUUUUGUGCCCCCAUUGCGAAGAUGGUGGCUCUUGACUCUGAGAUUGGACCGACCACGGAAGUGAUAUUUCAAACUGACUUGGCUGGAGAUUAUGGGGAUAGUGACUGCUCCUGUGGCUUUAGAGGAUUUGUGGGAACUGAGGACCCUUAUACCUGUCAUAACUUUCUAGGAUUCCGAGACGUCUCCGAGGUUGACGACUUGGAGCUGGACAAAUGGCCUGGACAGGAGAUCAACUGGGUGACUGUCUCUACAUGGUUGAAGAAAUGUGAUGACGAGCAUGGGAAGAUAUCAAAGCAUCAGUCGACAGCACCUCAAGGGCUUCUCGUGAUUGAUACAGAUAAUUGGUGCAUCAUGGAUGCUCCCACUAACUGCCAGUAUGCUGCUCAAAGCUACGUCUGGGGAAGUCCUCCAGGAGAUGAUCUGCAAUUAACAAUCGACAAUAUGGCUGAGUUGAAGCUGGUAGGAUCCUUGAUUCAAAAAUACUCGCCACCGGAAACAGUUCGGGAUGCAAUUCUUGCAUGCAAUAUCUACGGGGGAUCUUGGGUGAUCCUUGUCGCUCUGGCCGGCAAUGACGCCCCCCAUGGUCUUCCUGGGGUGUCAAAGGCCAAACGAUCUCAACCAGUGACAAAGCAAACACAAGGCAUAGACCUUGUUCAGCAACAUAUGAUAUACCCGGACCUUGUUAGUGUCUCAAAAUGGGCUACUCGCGGAUGGACCUUCCAGGAGGCACGGUUUUCAUCUAGAUUACUAUCAUUUUCUGAAGAGGCUGCCUGCUACGAGUGUCACCACUGCGAGUCAGAUCCUGAAAUCGAAGAUGCCGUAUUGCGGCCGUCUCUAGAAGGGUUCGAUGGUGGCAUGUUCCAGUCAUGGUCGUACGAUGAGCUUGUGAGUUCCUUUACCUCUCGUGAUCUGACAUUUGACGGAGACAUUCUCUGCGCCUUCACGGGAAUUCUCAAUUCACAAUACGGCAAUCGCCAUAGGUUUGGAUUGCCACUUAAGGAUCUGAGCCGAGCGCUUCUUUGGACAGCGGAAGACAGAGAAUAUCCGAUCAGACAAUCAACGAAUGAUGAGGUGUUUCCAUCCUGGUCAUGGUGCUUUAUCAAGGGUUCUAUGCGGCACGAUAUUCGGGGCUUCGAUGAAGAUCACGGGUUUACAAAACCACUAGCUACGUUCGCAUUCAGUGUGGCUGACAAGUCAUCAUUGGACCUGCUUCAAAACCAAUCCAACCAUUCUCUAUGGAGCAAGGGGAAGAAUGGUCUAUGGGGCGAGAGCCAUGGGCGUCCAUGGAUCGAUAAUGAAAAGCGAAUCGCGCCACUUGUUAUAGCAAUGGCGUGGAGGAAGGGCUGUCUUCAUGGAGCUCUUCCUGAUGAGCUUAGGCCUGGCUCUUCAUGGCAGGCUUAUGAAGAUAUAAUAUUUUCCAAAUGGCCAUCACUCGGCCGCCUUUCUGAUGAUGCAGAUGGAAUUGCACCGGGAACUAUAACUGCCCAUCACCUUGACAAUAGAUUCCCACCAGCUACGGUCCGCCUCGCGGCUAUACCAUCAUGCCAUACACGCAGUCUCUUCGCGUGA